Messenger RNA from Wallemia mellicola CBS 633.66, 1608 nucleotides. Its product is annotated as t-complex protein 1 delta subunit (tcp-1-delta). Gene Ontology annotation, cellular component: chaperonin-containing T-complex. The record is from RefSeq and is a predicted model, not a curated record. The transcript has 6 exons. Gene Ontology annotation, biological process: protein folding. Lineage: Eukaryota; Fungi; Basidiomycota; Wallemiomycetes; Wallemiales; Wallemiaceae. Gene Ontology annotation, molecular function: ATP binding; ATP-dependent protein folding chaperone; ATP hydrolysis activity. The coding region runs from base 1 to 1608 and encodes 535 amino acids.
AUGUCAGCACAAGUAGCAGGGCCACAGCCAGCAGGCGUGGAUGUAAACAGCAGUUCAUUCAAGGAUAAGGGCAAACCAAUGGAAGUCCGUUUGUCUAACAUGACAGCAGCAAAGACGAUUUCAUCUGUUGUCAGGUCUUCCCUUGGUCCUAGAGGUCUUGAUAAGAUGAUUCAAACUUCAAGCGGAGAAGUUAUCGUCACGAAUGACGGUGCAACAAUUCUGAACCACAUGGCGGUUCUCCACCCAGCAGCACGAAUGCUCGUUGAAUUAUCAAAAGCUCAAGAUGUAGAGGCUGGUGACGGUACAACAUCAGUCGUCGUACUCGCUGGUAGCUUAUUAGGUGCAGCUGAGAAAAUGUUAAACAAAGGUAUUCACCCUACAAUUAUUGCAGAAUCUUUCCAAGCAGCUGCCGCAAAAGCUGUUCAAGUACUUGAAGAAAUAUCUAUCCCAGUUCAACUCGACGAUAGAGACGCUUUAUUACGUGCAGCUACAACAUCACUCAACUCAAAGAUCGUUUCACAAUACUCUAACGUUUUAGCACCAAUUGCUGUUGACGCUGUUAAAAAACUCGCAAAUGAGGAAUCAACAAAUGUAGACCUUCGUAACAUCCGCACAGUUAAGAAAGUUGGUGGUACUAUUGAUGAUACAGAAUUAGUUGACGGUUUGGCACUCGAACAACCUGUUGUUACCUCAGCUGGAGGUCCUACAAGAAUCGAAAAGGCAAAGAUUGGUUUGAUUCAAUUCCAAUUGUCAUCACCAAAGCCAGACAUGGACAACAAGAUUGUCGUUAACGAUUACCGUCAAAUGGACAAGAUCCUCAAAGAGGAGCGUCAAUAUUUAUUAAAUAUGUGCAAAAAGAUUAAAAAAUCUGGAUGUAACGUCCUUCUCGUUCAAAAGUCAAUCUUAAGAGAUGCAGUUAAUGAUUUAUCAUUACAUUUCCUUUCAAAAUUAAAGAUUAUGGUUGUUAAAGACAUAGAAAGGGAUGAGAUUGACUUCAUUUCAAAAUCAACUGGAUGUAAACCAAUUGCUGAUAUUGAACAUUUCACUGAAGAUAAGUUAGGACAAGCUGAAUUAAUUGAUGAAGUUCACAAGAAUGGUGCUAAAUUCGUUAAAGUUUCUGGUUUAAAGAACCCAGGAAAGACAGUUUCAAUAUUAUGUACAGGUGCAAACAACUUAGUUUUGGAAGAAUCACAACGUUCUUUACAUGACGCACUUUGUGUUGUUAGAUGUCUCGUUAAGAAGAGAUUCUUGAUAGCUGGUGGUGGUGCACCUGAAAUACACAUAAGUAGAAAGCUUAGUGAAAUCGCCCAAGGUUUGAAGGGUAUGGAAAGUUACUGCUUUAGUGCUUUCAGUGAAGCAUUAGAAGUUAUACCAACAACUUUAGCUGAGAACGCCGGUCUUAACCCAAUUGCAAUUGUUACUGAAUUGAGAAACCGUCACGCAAAAGGUGAAGUUACAACUGGCAUUAAUGUUAGGAAAGGUCUCGUUAGUGAUAUCAAGCAAGAAAAUGUUUUGCAACCACUUAUCGUUACUACCAACGCACUUGAGCAAGCAACUGAAACUGUUUCACUCUUGUUGCGUAUUGAUGAUUACAGCAUUAGUCGUUAA